Messenger RNA from Zasmidium cellare ATCC 36951, 348 nucleotides. RefSeq lists its product as uncharacterized. The transcript has a single exon. Lineage: Eukaryota; Fungi; Ascomycota; Dothideomycetes; Mycosphaerellales; Mycosphaerellaceae. The coding region runs from base 1 to 348 and encodes 115 amino acids. The record is from RefSeq and is a predicted model, not a curated record.
AUGCCCAAAACCCUCCUCCUCCUCGGCCUAGGCAAAUACGCCCCGACCUCCCCACCGCCACCAUCCACCACAACAACAACCGACUCCAAUCUCACCCCCUCAACCAUCAAAGCCGCCGUCGCCUCCCAAACCUCCACCCUCUCCUCUCUCGGCUUCACCUGCACCAAACUCGACCUCAACCCCUCCGACCCGAACGACUCCCUCCUCCGCCUCAAACAACUCCUAACAAGCCAACCGGGCUGGGACGGCAUCGUGAUCGGCUUCGGGUUGAGAGGGAACGUAGAGUUGACGGAGUUGUUUGAGAAAGUCGUGAAUUUGAGCAGGGGAGGGGGUGAGGUUUGGGUUUAG